Messenger RNA from Porites lobata, 2575 nucleotides. The record is from the annotation of a GenBank genome assembly. Lineage: Eukaryota; Metazoa; Cnidaria; Anthozoa; Scleractinia; Poritidae.
CAUGUGUUAUGUGGAGUAAACAGGGCGGAAGUUACAUUUGGAUGAGCGACGGCGUCCACUUUUAAAUCCGACGUGUAUUUUAACGGUUAUGCCUAAAGUUAAAUCAAGUUUACUAUGUACAACGGAUAAAGCUUCUGGUAAGUUUUGUUUUUGUUAACUUGACCUCGGAAACGGUAAUUCCCUUUUUUGCGUUGCGCACGCGACAUAAGAACAUCGAGAUUUUCACAGGUUUUCAAAAGAGAGAGGCUCCCUCUGUGGGUGAGUAGAAAACGAAGACCUAAGAUCUAAGACCCAAACACGACCUUAAAACCACUUAUAAAUAGGUUGAUAUAAGAUGUUGGAUCAGAGACCAGACAGCAGAUAUUCACCAAUACAAGUUUAUUCAGACCAACAUGUCGUCUCUCCCUUUCCCAUCAUGCACUACGUUGAGAUACCACAGGAACACCAGCCUUUAACACCUUUCCAGCAGUAAAAUGUCAAUUUUUUGUUUCGGCUAGGAAGUGUGUGCAAAACCGCUUUCAUAUGUAGGUGAAUGUCUUUCACUGUGGAUCAUUAUUGAAAACUGGAUUGAACAACACAGUACACAAGAUUCAUAUAAUUAAUUGCUUCUUUGCAGAUAAUAGCUCGGCUAAUCUUGAGUGGUAUCUCAGGCAUGCGUCAGCUACAUCUCCCGUCGUUGUAAAUACCAGUGGGGUGAAUGUGUCUUGCUCUAUUUCUGUGACACGAGAGUUGUAUUUUCGCUUCUUUUCAUUUUCAUGAAUCCUGUAGAUUUGCUUGGGGCUAAGAUCUCUAUACGAGUCCGCAUUGGGAUGACACACCCUUAUAUCGAAAAAUGCAGCCCUCUGUCACUUCCAGAAACCCCUAAAGUGGACGUCAAGGCGUGCGUCAGGGGCUUGGUUAGUCCCUCUGGCAAGCUCUUCGCCUGUAAUAGGUUGUAAAGCCGGUUCAACUUACACAUUGUAACAAACCAUGUCAAGCAGCUCGGCCUGACAGAUUAUCGGUAGAAUGUUCACAGUCCUCUAUUUUUCCAUAAGAUUUUGCAUGAGUGUCAAAACUACUUAGGGGGCGGGGGCAGUUUGGGAGGAGGUGAGAAAAAUAGAGGGACUGUAAUAACAUCACUGCAGCUCGAGUUCAGGAGGCAUGACAGCAAUUUCACGCCUUUAACCAUUCAUUAAUUAAGAAACUCCAUUGGUGAUGAAAAACAUGCCAGACACAUUUAGCAUCGAUUACGUGUGUUUACAAAUAUCUACUUCCGAAACAGUGAUUUUAUAAUGUUUCUAGGCCAUUCCUCGAAAUAAAAUCGGCAAACAUAUGCAAGAAAACAUUUUUCUAAUCAAAAUACCAAAAAUCCUUCGUGUGUUUGCGCAAGAUGUGCCUUAUGGUAUGAAAGCGUACGUUUCAUGGAAACGUCGACUUGUCAGUGUGGGCAAUUGAAACUAAACCCGUUGUCAGCAUAAAUUAACAUCUAUUGUCUAAUGACCAAUCAAACGCCUGUGUUGCUGGUACAACGCGCCCCGUGAACGCGAACUGCAGUGAUGAUAUUACAGUCCCUCUAUUUUUCUUGUCCCCCCCCCUCCUAGAGCUAUAAUCCUCGUCGCCCCCCCCUCCGUACAUGCCGUGACGGUAAAACAUGGUAUAUUCAAACGAUCACACGAAAAAAUAGGGGACUGUGAACAGCCGAAGCCUCACAGCAUCAUGAAAUUCCCGCUUGUUGAGAUCAAAAUCCAUGUCUUUGAGAGGAAUAACUGUAAGCCAGUUGGAUGCGCCUUUAACACAGGCCAGGUCCACGGCUCUCUGUGUCCUGUCUGGCAACAUGGCCUUCACCUCCUCAAGCUCUUCUUUUAGCCCAUCAGAGUACUAAACUUGUCUCGCACCAAUGUGAUUUGGGUUCAAUUCCUGCUGUUGUUGUUUUUUCCCCCACUCUGCAAGGUUUUUCUCAGUGUACUCUGGUUUUCCCUUCUCCUUAAUUUCAAAUUUAACUCAUUAAUAAUUUAUAAAAAACACAGAAUUUAAUGUUUAAUGAGUGUUUUGAUAUCUGACAAAGACACGGCUAUUAAACUUUACUACAUCUAACUAUUUAGACCAAAUAACCCCAAAUCUAAAUUAUAUUAGUGCAAGAAUGAGUUGAUCUAUAUCAGAGAUUUUGAAGCCAUUCAAAAAACUUGCAGUCGUGUUUUGCCUCAACUCUUUAAACUUGAUAAUACACUCCUUCUCAACAGUACUAAACCAACACUUUUAAAUUCUGAUUUUACCAGGAACUCAUUAACACUUUCAAAUGAGUUCCUCUGAGCUCCUAUGUGUGAUUGGGUAAACAAAUUAAAUUAUUAUCUAUUAGUAACUAUAACUGCUUUGUUUAUUUAUUUUCAUGCACUGAUUAGGAUCCAAGAUAUUCAAAUCUUCGCAGGAUACAACAAGCACAUCAGAGGGUAGUCAUAGCGAUACACCCCAGCUUACUACUGAUAUCAAGUCUUCUUCAAGAAAUGACACUAGGGACCCUCCUGACCUUAAUAAAGUUCUCCCAUCCUUAGUUGACAUUAAGGCAAUAACCAAACCAUCAAAAGAUGCUGAUCUGCCG